This is a messenger RNA of Drepanopeziza brunnea f. sp. 'multigermtubi' MB_m1, 540 nucleotides long. The record is from RefSeq and is a predicted model, not a curated record. Lineage: Eukaryota; Fungi; Ascomycota; Leotiomycetes; Helotiales; Drepanopezizaceae.
AUGAUGCAACAGAUCCUGGCUUCUUCGAUCAAGGUUACAGGGCUACUUUUCGGUGACUCGAGAACUCGACAGCGAUCAUUCGAAGUAAAAGAUUUCAAAGUCCUCGUGGAGGGCAUGGGAUCAAGUAUCUUUGGAAUCCAAAAGUCCUCACCAAUUGACCUGGCUACCUAUGAAGUUGCACAAUCAUCGGACUCGAAAGAGUUCCAUCCGUGUCACACCGAUCCGGAAGUCACCCUCCUUACCAAUCUCUCGGACCCCAUCAGUGUCGAAGCAAUUGACGACGAGGGGAGGGAGCACAGUGGCCCAACCUACAUGGACCUCACGCCGAGGAGGCAUGUCUUAGCGCUGCUACAGGUAUCCGACCUCCUCUAUUGGAAGGAGUGGUCCAUGAAACGAAGCAACGAGGUAACUGGUAUCGACCACAAGGGCAAUCGCCAGCAAGCGAACAAAGACCUGCCUGGCCUCGUUAGCCAUUCUGCACGAUAUUUGUGGAAAGAGAUCGGUACAAGCGGCCCGAUUAUGCUGCUUGCAGCCCAAUAA